AUGGCCCGCAUCCUCAUCACCGGCUCCAGCGACGGCAUCGGCCAAGCAGCCGCCCGCCACCUCACCGCCCAAGGCCACCGCGUAACGCUCCACGCACGCAACCCCUCGCGCGCCACGCAAGCCCAAGCACAACUCCCCGGCGCAGAGGCAAUCCUCAUCGGCGACCUCUCGAAUCUCGAAGAAACGAGACGUCUCGCGCGCAAAGCGAACGCCCACGGGCCUUGGGAUGCCGUCGUGCACAAUGCGGGAAUCGCAGAGACUGCAGGCGGCAAGCGGACGGCAGACGGCAUGGCCCUGACGUUCCAGGUCAACACGCUCGCGCCGUAUGUGCUCACGUCGCUGAUGGCGAGGCCGAAGCGUUUGUUGUUUCUGUCUUCCGCGCUGCAUGCCGGGGGCGAUGCGAGUUUGCGGGAUGUGGCGUGGAGGGAGCGGGAGGGGGCGUUUGAGGCUUUUCAGGCGUAUGGGGAUACGUGAGUUUUUUUGCCCCUUUUCUCUCUCUCACUCUCUCCGCUUCGCUCGUUAGACGCGCGCGAGAAUGUCCCAAAUCUUUGCCAUGCCUUGCUAAAAACCUUCGCCAUCCGUUCGGGGUGGGGGGAAAACAGAAAACUUCAAGACAUCAUGCUCGCGAACGCCGUAGCGCGGUACUGGCCGGACGUGCAGUCCUGCGCCCUCGACCCGGGCUGGAUCCAGACGAAAAUGGGCGGCGGCGGGGCUCCGGGCACGACGGCGACGCCUGCGCGGGCGAUUGCAGAUUUCGCGGUCGGGGAGAGUGGCAUCACGGGGGACAGGACGGGGGUGUAUUUCACUCCGGGAGGGGCGAGGACGCCGCAUGCCGCGGCGGCGGAUGAGGGGAGGCAGGAGGCGUUGUUGGAGGUCUGUGAGCGGCUUUCGGGCGUGGCGUUUCCGAGGUAG
This is a messenger RNA of Lecanosticta acicola, 912 nucleotides long. NCBI's taxonomy places the organism in Eukaryota, Fungi, Ascomycota, Dothideomycetes, Mycosphaerellales, Mycosphaerellaceae. The record is from the annotation of a GenBank genome assembly.